Messenger RNA from Bipolaris oryzae ATCC 44560, 2037 nucleotides. RefSeq lists its product as uncharacterized. NCBI's taxonomy places the organism in Eukaryota, Fungi, Ascomycota, Dothideomycetes, Pleosporales, Pleosporaceae. Gene Ontology annotation, molecular function: zinc ion binding; DNA-binding transcription factor activity, RNA polymerase II-specific. The transcript is spliced from 2 exons. Gene Ontology annotation, biological process: regulation of DNA-templated transcription. The coding region runs from base 1 to 2037 and encodes 678 amino acids. The record is from RefSeq and is a predicted model, not a curated record.
AUGCACAACAAAAAACGUAGGGCUCGCACGGGAUGCCUGACGUGCAGGGCCCGCCGUGUCAAAUGUGACGAGCAAGUGCCAGAGUGUGUGCGAUGUGCUGUCGCCAACGUCGCUUGCGCGGGAUAUGAGCCACAGCGCGUCGUUGUGUCCAUCAAGCCCAGGCAUCAGAGCCAACAAGAGCGACAAAUCGCACCUUCACCAACCUUGUCGCCCGACCAAAAUUCGCAGCGCCAAGAUGCUGCACGUCCUCCAUUUCCAAACUUGCCUUCCAAACUGCAAAGUGUGACACAGGGGCCCGUCGUUGCCGUGCCUAGUAAUCAUUCGCCAUUAGUUGCAUUUCCCUCUGGCCCUCAUCCAGACCAGUCUCCCAGUCCCGGCGCGCGACAUGUGCUCGGAUAUCAUCAAGUCCUUAUCCGAACCAUUCCCAUGCUGUUUCCAUCGCAGCACCUGCACUUCUGGCACGACAAGCUUUUCCAGAAAGCGUGGGGUUGCAACUACCUGUAUCUGACUCUCGUGUCUUUAGGCAUCAGUCAUCGUGCAGCGUUGAUGACUGCUGCAACUAGUGACUGUGACAAAGCUAACGGUCUUGAUAUGAAAAUCACUGCUGUGCAACUUUACACCCAGGCGCUCGAAGAGCUAGCAAAGCAUUUGGAAGAAGCGAAGCAAAAACCGUCACUGCUUGUGGCUACUCUUUGUUUGAUGGCCUAUUUCGAGUCUUUCAGUGGUAACAUUCCCGCCUUUACGGGUCGCGUUCAAGCAGCCAACUACUAUUUUACGACGCUACUGCCUGUUCGCGAGGCUCCAGGCUGUGAUGAAACAUCACAAGAUAACGACUUGCCACCUUUGCGAGACUGCCUUCGAUCAUUGGGCCAAACUUGUUACGUUACUCUGCCGCUCAAUAUGAUUGACGUAACCACUGGACUACAUCUCAACAACUAUCGGUCUCGGGGAACGGGUCCAGAACACACCUCACCGACCUCGCUUGUAGCGCUCGAAAGCCUUGUCGACAUGGUCUCCGAGAGCUGCGAGAUCAAGGAGAUUGUGUGGAGCCCUUUAGCUGCUUACGCACGAUCUGUAUCCGCCCGAACCUUGAACGACUUCGAGCAAAACCUGAUUUGUUGGAGGAACAAUCAUCUAGAGCUUAUUCCCGAACUAGACACAGAUUCUGCUCUACGUGCACUACUCAUCUACGGGUGGUCACAAUUUGCUAUGCCGCCCGUACCCUAUACAGCCAUCACACGCAACAAAUCGCUCGCAGCUGCACACUACAACUUCUAUAGAGCCCGCAUCAAAUGGGCACUAGUGCUCCUGGGAGAUGACGUGCUGCGGAACAAGCCGAUAGCCGAGUUCUACUUCUACGAGGCUCUCCGCCAUGCAGCAUCUCACGCAGCUUUUCUUGUUGCUGCAGAAAAUGACCAAAAUAUCUAUAUCCCGUGCGAGGCACUUAAAGUGGGACUGCUGCCUGUACUGCACAUCAUCGGUCUCUGUAGCCCCGAGCCGCUCUGGCUGAGAUGGAUUAAGGAUUUAAGCGAUCAGAUCGUGCAGGAAGGUGUUCUCAAGGGCCAUACUUUUGCCACCAGUUUAGAUUGCCUGCACAGAUUUGAGAUGUACCGAUUCGGUCAUGACUACUCAACGACGGUAGAUCAGUAUCCAGAACCUGCGGAGCGGAUCAUCUGCCAGCUCAUUCCGGAGACGGACGGCCGCCACUUUACGUCUUUCUUUGCUGUACCUUCGGCAGCAAAUAGCCCGCGUCGCGCUGGACUAGGCGCCUACCGCGUCAUAGGCAAUGCGCGGUGGAGAUGCGGAUAUGGGGAAGGGCCGUGCACCCCAGUCAUCACCAUGUAUGGCAGCGACCACAUGAAGCUGGAACCGCUCUCGACAGAAUGGCUGUACAGUAUGCAACCUGUUUUUGAAUGGCUUUCGUGGUCUCGGGAGAAGGAAUUCCGCAUGGAACGCGCUCUUCAAGACCACAUUAGCGGGACCAGACUGCUGCUUGCCGCUGACGGCGCCAUCACUAACGGACAGGAUGACACAUAA